Punica granatum (pomegranate) is the source of this 1615-nucleotide messenger RNA. Lineage: Eukaryota; Viridiplantae; Streptophyta; Magnoliopsida; Myrtales; Lythraceae. The record is from RefSeq and is a predicted model, not a curated record.
CCCACCUCCCACUUCAUAAAUUAGGGACACCAAAUAGUCUCACUCGCCCCCAAUAUGCCCAAAUCCCCUAUCCUCCUAACCCCACUCCUACUCCUCCUCUUCCUCCUCUCCUCCCCGGCCCUCGACGCGGCCGAGAAUGGCAGGGCCGCCCUGCCCCGGGGCCAGCAGCAGCAAUUCAAGGAGGCCCCGGAGUUCUACAACUCCCACGAUUGCCCCAUCAUCGAGCCGGAUGAGAUCCUCUGCUCGGACGCCGCGGUCCACGUGGCGAUGACCUUGGAUGCUCACUACCUCCGCGGCUCGAUGGCUGCAAUUCUCUCCAUCCUCCAGCAUUCCUCCUGCCCCGAGAACGUUGCCUUCCACUUCGUCUCAUCCGCUUCGUCGAACUCCUCCUUCCUCCAGUCCACCAUCACAGCCUCCUUCCCAUACCUGAAGUUCCGGGUUUACCCGUUUGAUGACUCCUCGGUGUCAGGACUCAUCUCGACAUCGAUUCGCUCCGCCCUCGACUGUCCUCUCAACUACGCCCGGAGCUACCUCGCUGACAUCCUCCCACUCUGCGUCCGCAGGGUGGUCUACCUUGACUCCGACCUCGUCCUCGUCGAUGACAUCGCAAAGCUCGCCGCCACCCCGCUCGAGGGCUCCACCGUCCUGGCCGCGCCCGAGUACUGCAACGCCAACUUCACAGCAUACUUCACCCCGACCUUCUGGUCAAACCCCUCCCUCUCAUUGAUCUUCGCCGACCGGAAGCCCUGCUACUUCAACACCGGCGUCAUGGUCAUCAACCUCGCCCGGUGGCGCGCCGGGGACUACACGACCAAGAUUGAGGAGUGGAUGGAGCUCCAGAAGCGGAUGCGGAUCUACGAGCUCGGCUCCCUCCCACCCUUCCUCCUGGUCUUUGCCGGCAGGAUCGCCCCGGUGGACCACCGGUGGAACCAGCACGGUCUCGGCGGGGACAACUUCCGGGGCCUGUGCAGGGACCUCCACCCCGGGCCGGUGAGCCUCCUCCAUUGGAGCGGGAAGGGGAAGCCAUGGGCGAGGCUCGACGCAAACCGCCCCUGCCCGCUUGACGCAUUGUGGGCUCCCUACGACCUCCUACAGACUCCAUUCUCAUUGGAUUCCUAGGGGCCAUUGCCGAGCAGAUCGGAGAUCCUGUCGGGUCAAAGUUAGAUCAUAUUCGGCGAUAAGGAACCGAAACAGAGCCAGCCUUCGAGCCCGGCACAGAGCCUGCAGCUAGCUAGGCUCUGUUUCGGAGACGGAGGAGGGGAAGGUGUAGAUAUCGAUCGGCCGCGGUAUAAAUGGAUUACUACAGUGAUCGAUCGGAUAUACAGAUUUUCCGGUUUUAGGGUAAGUAGCAAAAAAAGAAUAUCAUUAUAAUUACUUACAUGAGGGCAGGGGACAUGUGGCCUGUGUAAGAAUAAGGGGGGAUGAUGAAUAAUUCUUUUGUUCCUUUUUCUUUAAGGUUUUGGUUCAUGAAUUUGCCGGUCGGCUGCAUGAUUAAGUGUAUGUAUCGAAAUCUGUAUAGCAAAAGAGGCAUUAAAUUUCUCCAGGCGGAUUCAUGAAUUAUUUCAAUCAUAUGUAAUAAUAAUAAUAAUAAUAAUGAUAAUGAAAUGAUAGUCAA